CCGAAAGCGUCAAAGAGCCAAUCAAGAGGCCUCCGGCUCCCCGCAGCCCACAGCGCAGCCCGACCUUCUAGAGCCGCCGAGCAGACGCCCGGGGAAUUCUAGAGGCGGAGGAGGGUGGCGAGUAGCUCUCACUAGCUUUCCCUCGCUCCCUCCCUCACUCCCUCCCUCUCCUCGCCUACUCUGUCUCUGUCUCUSUCUCUCUCUCUCCUCUCUCUCCUCUCUCUCUCUCUCUCUCUCCCUCCUUUCCAUUUUUCCCCUCCGAAUCCUCCCUGCCCUGCGCGCCUGGACACAGAUUUAGGAAGCGAUUUCGCUCACGUUUUAAAGGACAAGGAAGAGAAGCAGGAGAGACCGGCCAGAUUCGGAUUGAAACCGAGACACCCUCCGGAGCUCGGAGCAGAGGAAGGAGGAGGAGGGCGAACGGAAGCCAGUUUGCUGUUCAAGUUUUGAUAGCGCUGGUAGAAGAGGCUUAAAUCAGUGUGUGUGUGCGUGUGUGUGUGUGUGUCUCUGUGUGUGUGUGGUUUUUUUCUUCUUCUGUUUUUAAGAAGAGACUUUUUCCGCACUCUCUGCUAAAGCCGAGUCUAGCUGCAGCAAAAGAGAGGAAGCUAGGAAGCGGGGGACGAAGAGGAAAAGGGGGAGAGUCUUCUAGGAGAACCGUUCGCAUUUGCAACAAAGGACCUGGGGGCUGGGGAGCGAUUCCGGGGACGCAGGGCUGGAGUGUCUAUUUCGAGCUCAGCGGCCGGGCUCCGGCGCUAGUCGAGACCCUGCUCGCUCGUCUGGCUUCGGAAACCGACUUCCAGGAGCGGCUUUUUAAAAUCACAAGGCACAAGGACUGUCACCCAGCGACUAUGUCUUCUGAUUUGUCGCCUUGUCCUCUUUAAAAGCGACAUUCCCCUCCCCAAAAGACAAUUUCCCCUCUUUGAAGUGAUUUACUUGUGAUUUCUUCCUCCUGUUUUUUUUCUUUUUGCGUUUUUAAAAAACUAUGUGCUGCUGUUGAACAACAACAACAAAAAAAGCAAAAACAAAACAAAAAAAUCAAGGCAGCAGCUGCGGACUUGUCCCCGCCUGGAGUGGAUGAGCCUCUCCAUGAGAGAUCCGGUCAUUCCUGGGACAAGCAUGGCCUACCAUCCGUUCCUACCUCACCGGGCGCCGGACUUCGCCAUGAGCGCGGUGCUGGGUCACCAGCCGCCCUUCUUCCCCGCGCUGACGCUGCCUCCCAACGGCGCCGCGGCGCUCUCGCUGCCCGGCGCCCUGGCCAAGCCGAUCAUGGAUCAAUUGGUGGGGGCGGCAGAGACCGGCAUCCCUUUCUCGUCCCUGGGGCCCCAGGCGCAUCUGAGGCCUCUGAAGACCAUUGAGCCCGAAGAAGAGGUGGAGGAUGAUCCGAAGGUUCACCUGGAGGCUAAAGAACUUUGGGAUCAGUUCCACAAGAGGGGCACCGAGAUGGUCAUUACCAAGUCGGGAAGGCGAAUGUUUCCUCCAUUUAAAGUGAGAUGUUCUGGGCUAGAUAAAAAGGCCAAAUAUAUUUUACUGAUGGACAUUAUAGCUGCUGAUGACUGUCGAUAUAAAUUUCACAAUUCUCGGUGGAUGGUGGCGGGUAAGGCCGACCCUGAGAUGCCAAAGAGAAUGUACAUUCACCCCGACAGCCCGGCUACCGGGGAACAGUGGAUGUCUAAAGUUGUCACUUUCCACAAACUGAAACUCACCAACAACAUUUCGGACAAACACGGAUUUACUAUAUUGAACUCCAUGCACAAAUACCAGCCCCGGUUCCACAUUGUAAGAGCCAAUGACAUCUUGAAACUCCCUUAUAGCACAUUUCGGACGUACUUGUUCCCCGAAACUGAAUUCAUCGCUGUGACCGCAUACCAGAAUGAUAAGAUAACUCAGUUAAAAAUAGACAACAACCCAUUUGCGAAAGGUUUUCGGGACACUGGAAAUGGCAGGAGAGAAAAAAGAAAGCAGCUCACCCUGCAGUCCAUGCGGGUGUUUGAUGAAAGACACAAGAAGGAGACAGGAACUUCGGAUGAGUCCUCUAGCGAACAGGCGGCCUUCACCUGUUUCACUCAGGCUUCCUCACCAGCAGUGUCCACUGUAGGGACAUCGAACCUCAAAGAUCUGUGUCCCAGCGAGGCUGAGAGCGACGCGGAGGCCGAGAGCAAAGAAGAACACGGCCCCGAGGCCUGCGACUCGGCCAAGAUCACCACCACCACGUCGGAGGAGCCGUGUCGCGACAAGGGCAGCCCGGCCAUCAAGGCUCACCUCUUUGCGGCGGAGCCCGGCGGCCGUCCCCGGGACAGCGGGCGGCUGGACAAGGCGUCGCCAGACUCUCGCCACAGUCCGGCCACCAUUUCCUCCAGCACCCGCGGUCUGGGCGCUGACGAGCGCCGGAGCCCGGGCCGAGAGGGCGCCGCCACGGCCAAGGUCGAGGAGUCGCGCGCGCUGCCAGGCAAGGAGGCSUUCGCGCCGCUCACCGUGCAGACGGACGCGGCCGCGCACCUGGCCCAGGGCCCCCUGCCCGGCCUGGGCUUCGCGCCGGGCCUGGCCAGCCAGCAGUUCUUCAACGGGCACCCACUGUUCCUGCAUCCCGGCCAGUUYGCCAUGGGGGGCGCCUUCUCCAGCAUGGCCGCGGGCAUGGGGCCCCUGCUGGCCACCGUGUCCGGGGCCUCUACUGGCGUCUCGGGCCUGGAAUCCUCGGCCAUGGCCUCUGCCGCCGCUGCGCAGGGACUGUCUGGGGCAUCCGCGGCCACCCUGCCCUUCCACCUCCAGCAGCACGUCCUGGCCUCUCAGGGCCUGGCCAUGUCGCCUUUCGGAAGCCUCUUCCCUUACCCCUACACGUACAUGGCCGCAGCAGCUGCCGCCUCCUCAGCUGCGGCCUCCAGCUCCGUGCACCGCCACCCGUUCCUCAGCCUGAACAGCAUGCGCCCGAGGCUGCGCUACAGCCCCUACUCCAUCCCGGUGCCGGUCCCCGACAGCAGCAGCCUGCUGGCUACCGCGCUGCCUUCCAUGGCGCCGGCCGCCGGGCCCCUGGACGGCAAGGCCGCUGCCCUGGCCUCCAGCCCCGCCUCGGUGGCCGUGGACUCAGGCUCGGAACUGAACAGCCGUUCCUCCACGCUCUCUUCCAGCUCUGUGUCCUUGUCGCCCAAACUCUGCUCCGAGAAGGAGGCGGCCACUAGCGAACUUCAGAGUAUCCAGCGAUUGGUCAGUGGCUUGGAAGCCAAGCCCGACAGGUCCCGCAGCUCGUCCCCCUAGACCCCCCUCCAGAAAAGUCUCUUCAUUCCAGUUCAGUCAAAUCUGCAGCGCACUUUGUUGGAUGUAAACUAAACCACGGGCCGUGGGGUUACCUACCCCCUUCCUUUUGCAGUGGUGUCUGGGAAGGGGCGCCGGACUUCCUUGAGAGAAUGUCCGAGAGACAGACCCUGUCGUCUUGGCAUGGUUUAUAGAUCUCGGAUCUGGCUCAGAUUCGGGGGGCUCAGAAACCACUGUUGCAUCGAGCCACCACCCGGUGGAAGCAUCGCAUCUGUGUCCUGAGACUGCUAUCCAGGCUGGUCUGGAAGCUGUGGCCCCAGGAAGAGGUAGCUGAGCCCUCCAGGGGGGAGAGGUGUUGAAAGGCAUUUCCCUCAAUGUGGAUUUAUAUGAUCUAUUUUUUUUCCUUUCACCGUGUCAAGUGGAAACAAA
Urocitellus parryii (Arctic ground squirrel) is the source of this 3672-nucleotide messenger RNA. It is a transcript of the gene Tbx3, whose product is annotated as T-box transcription factor 3. Gene Ontology annotation, molecular function: RNA polymerase II cis-regulatory region sequence-specific DNA binding; DNA-binding transcription factor activity, RNA polymerase II-specific. Gene Ontology annotation, biological process: cell fate specification; positive regulation of DNA-templated transcription; regulation of transcription by RNA polymerase II. The record is from RefSeq and is a predicted model, not a curated record. Lineage: Eukaryota; Metazoa; Chordata; Mammalia; Rodentia; Sciuridae. Gene Ontology annotation, cellular component: chromatin; nucleus.